UCUGGAGGAGUCUUGUGAAGAAGAGGAAGAGCUCCAUUUUGGCAAGAUUUUCGCCUGCACACAUCCUCCGACCUGCAAGGAAAGGCUACAGAGACAUUUCAAGAACCUAAAGGUGCCUUCGGGGAAGCUCGGCAACUUGAAAAAUGUAGUGAACCUCAAGGUGCAGGAAAAACAGAAGCUCGCAUCCAAUGAAGAGUCGUUGGCCUUACUGAAGGAAGAAAUUGAGAAAGCUAUGCAAGCAGCAGAGCACACAGAUGAGAAUAUUCAGAGUCUGCAGGACAAAAUUCGGAUGCUCCGGAGUGAGUUAGAGGAAGAGGAAAACAAGGCUAAAAUGGUUUUCCAGGGAAGUGGCAGAGGGGUGCUCAACCUCCCAGAGCUACCAACGAACAGUCUGGAGGCACCUAUUCUGCAGGAGGAGAUUUUGAAGAUCCCAAACCAGACAGGAGUUUUGCAGAACUUGAAUACCAUCCAGCGCUCAGCUGAGAUGAGGAACAUGUUGAGUCUCCUUAAACAGGCCUAUGAAAAAGUGGACUCCCUUUGAGGAACCCAUACACUGAAGUCUGCCUUUAAGACAACUUUAUCUUGUGCUAACAAAUGCUGUUCCUGUAACAAUGUUUUUGCUCCUAAGGACUUAACUUGUAUGGUAACUAGGUGUCUUAGUCAAACUUUUAUCAGAUAAAUAUUGGAAAAAUAUGUUGACAGACGCUCAGUGGAACGGCAGUGAUAUGCUGCAUUCCCAUUGGAAUAAGAUAAGCAGAACUGAUCUGUCCAUGUAGACAUUUACAGUGUAUAUGUUGCCUUUAUUAAUACAACAGAGUUAAAACUCACAUUUACCUUUUUGGAAAGCCUUUUUUUUCUUUAGAGAACUAUCUUGAGAACUGACGGACAAACAGCAGGUUUCACUAGCUCUUAAUAUUCUUUGUUUUGUAAUAUUUUUUUCUUUUUGGGCGAGGACUUCUGUCUCAUUGUAUCAGACCUCCCCUGUCAGGGCUGUAAAUUUACCAUUUCAUAGGAACCUCACAUUCACUUCAAACAGGAUUUAAUGCUCCCCUUUUAAGGUGAACCAUGUAAUUGAUAUAUAUUUUUAAUGAGUAGUUGCUAAUCCACAAUAAAUGUCCUUUUUUCAAACAAAA
Alligator mississippiensis (American alligator) is the source of this 1133-nucleotide messenger RNA. RefSeq names its product centromere protein Q-like. Bases 233 to 541 code for a protein of 102 amino acids. NCBI's taxonomy places the organism in Eukaryota, Metazoa, Chordata, Crocodylia, Alligatoridae. The record is from RefSeq and is a predicted model, not a curated record. The transcript is spliced from 5 exons.